Messenger RNA from Dromiciops gliroides (monito del monte), 4258 nucleotides. RefSeq names its product F-box/LRR-repeat protein 12-like. Gene Ontology annotation, molecular function: protein binding. The transcript is spliced from 2 exons. Bases 97 to 1203 code for a protein of 368 amino acids. Gene Ontology annotation, cellular component: SCF ubiquitin ligase complex. Gene Ontology annotation, biological process: positive regulation of protein ubiquitination; SCF-dependent proteasomal ubiquitin-dependent protein catabolic process. The record is from RefSeq and is a predicted model, not a curated record. NCBI's taxonomy places the organism in Eukaryota, Metazoa, Chordata, Mammalia, Microbiotheria, Microbiotheriidae.
GCUUCCAGACGCAGCCCCAGCCUCACUUCGCACGACAGCACCGCCCGCACUUUACGGCCAGCGGAAAGCGGAAGCGGAAGCUAGACCCGGGUUGCGAUGGCGACGGCUUCGGAGUUGCCGGACUGGCUACUUGUGGAGAUUCUGUCCUUCGUACCUGUCCGGGACCGACUCCGGAGCUCCAGGGUGUGUAAGCGCUGGCGGAGGCUAGUUCUGGACAAGACUCUAUGGAAACGCUUGGAUAUGAGUCCUUACAGGGUAAGACCGAGACCUGGUGCUUGGGGCCCAUCCACCCUUGGGAAGGGGGACCGCAGUCCUGGGUUGGCGGAAAGCGGGGCGCUUGUUUGGGGGCUCCCUGGGACAGGGCUCGGCCAUCCCCCGCCUUCUCCCCGACAGGUCGGGCCCAAGGUGCUGUGGCAGCUGCUGCGGCAGUACCUGGGCUCGGGGCUGAGGACGCUCAAGGUGCGAGGCCGCCUGCUCUCCGGGCCCCGGGCCCCUCUGUUGUCCCCGGCCCUGCUGCAGGAGCUGGGGAAGCGCUGCCCGCACGUGGCCUGCCUCAGCCUCCUCGAAGAGGACCUCCGCAAAAUCCCUUUCUCAUGCCUGCCACGUUCCCUUCGGUGCCUGGAACUGCAGUCGUGCGAGCUCCCCCAGGCCUGGUUUCCCCAGGGGAAUGCCCCCUCAAGUCUGCCCCACCUCGAGCACCUGGUGCUGGACCGGGUCCCGGCCUUCUCAGACGUGCAACUGCGGGCCCUGCCUCGGCAAGGGGCGCUGUGCUCCCUGGUGCUGAGGGUCACCUACAGGGUGACCCACCAAGGACUACGCGAUGCCCUGCCUGGCCUCAGCAACCUCCGGCUGCUCGAGCUGUGUGGAUGCUCCGUGUCUGCUGAUGGGGCCCUGCAGGCCAUGGGAAGCUUCCUGCCCAGACUAAGGGAGCUCAGGCUGACUGUAACUGGGCUCACAGCCAAGGGGCUGGCCAUCCUGGUGGAGAUGCAAACCUUAGAGAUCCUGGGCCUCCUAGGACCACCACCUACCCCGGAUGAGCUUUCAGCCAAGGACAUCCUCACUUUCUGCCUCAUGUUGCCCAACCUCAGAGUCCUCAGCCUUCAGGGCAUGGGCCUGGGGUCAGCAGAUGAGGCUAUCCUUAGGGAGGGCCUGGUUCACUGUAUCAUCACUGUUGGGGAGCUCCCUUUGGGAGGCCUAAGCUAACAGCCCCUCACUUUCGGACUAGAAGUAUUCAGGGUCCACUGAAACACUUGAAGAAGUGGAGAAAGGUAACUCUGCUAUGUGACAUUGGGCAAGCUGUUUUCCCCUCUGCACCAAAUUUUCUUAAUCUGCAAGAUAACCAGGUUGGGUUUGAAAAUCACUUGUGUCCCUUCUAGCUCUAAAACCAAUAUUCUCAAAUGGAACUCUGAGUUCCAGGAUCUGCAAAUAUUUAUACUAUGGGGUUCAGAGAGGGCUGAGGCUUGGGAGGCUUCUCAGUAUCUCCCGCCUAUCUUUUUUCUCUACCUCCAUUUUCAUCCUUUCUCCCAAGGAGGCACCUUCAUCUCUUGGGAUAGAGGGCAAAGAACAUUUGUGGUCAAGGUUUGUCCAAAAAUGAGUUUUUAGGACAGGUUUGGGACAUUUCAACCAGUCUGGAUUUUUGAUAAUGACACUCAGGAUUCCCAACUCAGGAGGCUGGAAUGAGGGUGGUUCAAGAGUAGAGCUGAUGGUUAGGAUGUUCUCUGGCUUCCUGGCUGGAGUUGGUUGCUGCUUUUGUCCUUGGUCAUCCUAUUUUCACUUCUUGGUUUGGUUUGGCCUUGAGCAAAGCAGCCCAGCCGUCUAGGAGAAGGUACUAGUACUCUUCUCAUCCUUCUCUUCUUAGGGCUCCACUUCACCCCUAUUCCCCAGCCACUUGAGUUGGAAAACAAUGCCCUAGAGAUUCUCACCCUUUCAUUCUGAAAUGUCUGCCCUGGAGCCUCACCUGGCCCUCAGUUUUAGGCAGGAUCUAGCCUUGCCUCACUACAUACAAAUAUUUGCACAGGAACUUGAGCUCACCUCUAGCCUUGUGGGUCUAAGUAUAUCUUACCCUAUGUCUCCCUUCUGAAACCACAAAGUUAUCCCUGCUGUAGUUGUUAGGAGUGUCAGUCUAUUCCAAUGCCCCCCAUUCACCGUAUCUGUAACUUUCCAGACCAAAAUGCCCUUCUGCAUUAGACUGUAGGCUUCUUGAAGACUGGGGCUGGCUGUUUUUGUAUCCUCAGUACUUAGCAAGGUGAUACUGUAACAAAGGCUUUUUUUUUUAGUGAGGCAAUGGGGGUUAAGUGACUUGCCCAGGGUCACACAGCUAGUAAGUGUUAAGUGUCUGAGGCUGGAUUUGAACUCAGGUACUCCUGACUCCAGGGCCAGUGCUUUUCCACUGCGCCACCUAGCCGCCCCAACAAAGGCUUUUGAACACCAUCAUUCCUUCAAAGACUGGAUCUUUAACUCGGCUCUUCAUACAAAAUGCCGAAUGCCUCCAAUUCCUGCGUUAUUCCCCUAUUGGGGUUCUUUGGGGAUGCAUGUUGUUUUACUUCAGACUUACCCAGUAUCCUGGGCUUUCUUUUGGGGAGGUGAGCUAGGCUGGACCUGCUGGUUUGGGGCCAGAGGGAGUUUUUCCUGAAUCUCUUGAAUUAGGCCAGAAUCUCUGAAAGAGUUCCUCAAAGUGUCCACCAACAAUCAUUUAUUAAAUGUCUACUGUGUGCCAGUACUAGGGAUAGAAGAAAAUGAUGGACUGAUUCAAAGCCAAAAGUGAGAUCCUGCUCUCAAGGAGCUUGCAUUGUGUAUAAAAAUACAACACAUACACAUAUAAGUAAAUUAAGUCAUUGCCAUCAGAACUGGAAGAGAUCCUGAAAUCGCUUUUAGGUAGAUGAGGUAUUCAGUCAGCAAACCAACUUCCUAGACUUACUGAUGGAGAAGAGGGCAGGAUAGGGAGGGACAGGAGAUUGUAAAACCCACUUCCAGUGAUUUAAUCACAUUGAUCUGCAUAGUAAAAGGGUGUCAGCAAAGUCUAAUGUGGCUGUAUUAGGGAACUCCUCAGUUCCAGUUGAAGAAUGCCCUCAAAGGAUGGCGCUGAUGACACCUGGCAGAAGAUGAAGGUAGAGUAGCUUAUUCCUCAGGCUACCCUUCACUUCCAUCCCAACCUAAAGCUGAUGGGGCCACAGAUACAUCUGUGGAUAUAAGGAGAGAAGCAAUAAUGUGCUGAAAAUCAGAUCUCUAUACCCUGUUCUGUGUUUCUGGCUACCUGAAAGACAAGUAAGAAAAGAGACUAGGAGAUUAAUUUGAGCAGUCUGCUGUCCUGGAAUGAUGUUCUAAGUCUGGAUAGGGACACAGGGUGGCUCAAUGGUUAGGCUCUUCUUUACACUGGUUGGAAAAUCAUAAAUGUAUGAUGAGGCUGCUUUUACAUUUAAUAGGUAUGGAUGGUGAGGAGUUGUAAGGCUUGAGUGGCAAUCACAGACUUAGGCACUAAAUUAUUUUUUGCUUUAAAGAUGGGAAUUAUUGUGAGCUCAGAUUAUCCGGAGUGCUACAGAAUCCACUCCUCACCUCCACCCACCCAAAAAAGGUGUGGAGAGAAUACCCAAGGCCAGGAAUGUAGGAAUUAUAGUUGAUAUGACUUAACCUCAAAAAAUCCUCUAAAUUAGGACUUUGGUCCAUUUCAGAGAGCAGGAAACUGAAGCAGAAAGGCAAGAUAGCGCUUGCCUGAGGUGACCACAUUGCAAGACUCUAGUGACCUUUCUCACAGAUUGUGGUCAAAUUGUGGGGGAGGGAACAGUAUAGAAGGGAAGUCUGCCUUUAUCUCUUUACUAAGACCACAUUUGUUUGUCUUAAGACCCUCAAAACCCAUAUUGUGACAUCAGCAAGCUUGGGGUUGGGGGUAGGGAUGUAAUUAACUUGUAUUAGUAACAGUCACAAAAAUUCCUAUUAGACUAUGAAGGCUGGAAGGGAUUCUACAGUCAUUUCUCAGAAUUUAACUGACUUGUCCAAGGUUACACAGCAAGUUAAUAUAAAAGUUGGAGCUAGAAGCCAGGUCUCUCAUGUCCUAGCCUAAAUCAUGCUGCCUUCUACUGACUCCCUGACCUAAAGGAUUUGUUGUCCUAAGGAUUUUCCUAAAUCAUCCAGAGCCAGCACUAUCUCCAAAGAGCCAAUUCCUUGUAUCAGUGGGAAGGUGAUCCAAGUGCCAUAUGUCUACUAGGAAAUGUCUUUGUGCAUACCCUUUUUCAGAUUGUGAAUAAAAAUGUUUACCAAUCUC